GAGCGGCGCGGAGCGAUGGGUCCCCAGCCCUUGGACCACCUGUUGGAGCGAGUGGGACACUGGGGCAGAUUCCAGGCAUUUGUCUAUUUCAGUUCGGCCUUCCAAGCCGUCUCUUGUGGUAUCCAUUACUUGGCCUCUGUGUUCAUGGCAGUUACUCCUAAAUUUGUCUGCGGCAUCAUGGGGAAUGUAAGCCAGAUUGUUUUCCACAAUUCUUCUAGUUUGAAGAUGGAAGAUAGCUGGGCACUGUUGACAUCAGGCAAAGAUUAUAUUGUGGUCCAGAUGCAAAAUGGAGAUGUCUGGGAAUUGUCCCAGUGCAGCAGGUCACAGCGGGAGAACACAUCUGAUCUUGAGUAUGACUACAGUGGUAACAAGUCUGACUUCCCUUGCUUAGAUGGCUACUUUUUUGAUCAGACCAAGUGGCAGAGCACUGUGGUGACAGAAUGGGAUCUGGUCUGUCAUCGUGAAUGGCUCGCAAAGUUAAUUCAGCCUACAUUUAUGUUUGGAGUACUGCUCGGAGCAAUAAUAUUUGGUGAUCUUGCUGACAGGAUAGGAAGACGCCUUGUAAUGUGGUUGACAAGCACUGGCCAAUUUUUAUUUGGAAUUGCAGUGGCAUUCACAUUUGAUUAUUACAGCUUCAUGGCUGCUCGUUUUCUCCUUGCCAUGGUUUCAAGUGGCUACCUGGUUGUGGUAUUUGUGUAUGUGACAGAAUUCAUUGGCAUUAAAGCUCGGACUUGGGCAUCCAUGCAUGUCCAUGCCUUUUUUGCUGUUGGAAUUAUGGUUGUGGCUCUGAUGGGAUAUUUGGUCCGAACCUGGUGGCUUUAUCAGAUAUUUCUUUCCAUAACAACACUUCCCUUUGUCUUGUGCUGCUGGAUAUUCCCUGAGACACCUUUCUGGCUUCUAUCAGUGGGAAAAUAUGAAGAAGCACAAAAAGUAAUUGAUAUGAUGGCAAGAUGGAAUAACAGAAAAUCUUGUAAAAUAUCUGAGGUGUGUUCAUUUGAACAGGAUGGCGUCACCAGUAAUGAUUCUUCUGCAAUGAAGAAGCACAGUGUAUUAGAUCUGUUUUGGAACUGGAAUAUUGCAAGAAGAACACUCACAGUGUGGCUGAUUUGGUUCACUGGGAGUUUGGGAUACUACGUGUUCUCUUUGACUUCUGUUAAUCUCGGUGGCAAUGAGUAUUUAAACCUGUUUCUCAUAGGUGCUGUGGAGCUUCCUGCUUAUAUCAUUGCUUGCAUUGGGAUGGACAAAGUGGGAAGAAGAAAUACUCUUAUUCCAUUCCUUAUUCUGAGUGCACUGAUCUGUUUUCUCAUAAUGCUGAUUCCACAGGAUUACAAUAUUUUGAGCAUUUUAGCAAAUAUGGCUGGAAAGUUUACCAUAGGGGUUGCAUUUGGCCUUAUUUACUUGUACACAGCCGAACUAUACCCAACAAUCAUAAGGUCCCUGGCUGUGGGAAGUGGCAGCAUGAUGUGUCGCCUAGGCAGCGUGGUGGCUCCUUUCUGUGUUUACUUGACAAGUAUUUGGAUCUUCAUGCCACAGUUGCUUGUAGGAAUCAUGGCCUUUCUGACUGGAAUGUUAACUCUGAUGCUUCCAGAAACUCUUGGGAAGCCCUUAGCUAAUACUUGGGAGGAAACCACAGAACUGAGAACAAAGAAAGACAACUAUUUAAUCAAAUCACCUCCCACAAAGAGAGAUACCCAUUUCCUGCCCAAAAUGUUACACCUCAAUGAAGUGAAUUUUGCUGAAUUGUCAGGUGGAAAAAGAACAAAACACCACGCAACCUCUCUUCUAUCGAGUGCUCUGAGUUUACUGCAACACUCUCUGGAACAUUGUACCGGCCUGCCAUUCUGGUCCUCCCUCCUUUUUGAAGGUCAGAUGGCUACAAUAAAGAUUGGUGUUGUUGGCGCAGGCUUGAUUGGGCUGUCCACAGCUGUCUGCAUUUCAGAAUCCAUUCCAAAAUGUUCAGUUGCUGUUAUUGCGGACAGAUUUACCCCUGACACCACUAGCGAUGUGGCAGCUGGAAUGCUUAUUCCUCAUGCCUAUCCAGGCAUUCCAAUUUCCCGACAGAAGCAGUGGUUUAGAGAGACUUUUAACUACCUGUUGGCAAUCAGUAAUUCAUCAGAAGCUGCAGAUGCUGGUAUUCGUUUGAUAUCUGGUAAACUUGAGUUUCUGCCCGUGACUCUCUCUUAUACUGCUGUUACCCGGCACAGGUGGCAGAUAUUUAGAAGUCUCCCCACCGAAGAGAUGCCAUUCUGGGCAGAUAUUGUUUUGGGAUUUCACAAGAUGACCGAAGCUGAGCUGACAAAAUUUCCACACCACGUAUUUGGUCAGGGUUUCACGACCCUGAAGUGUGACAGCCUCUUCUAUCUGCCAUGGCUGAUGAAAAGGUUGACAGGAAAUGGAGGCCAAAUACACGUCAAGCGAAUAGAAAAUCUGUGGGAAUUGUGUGACACGUAUGAUAUUGUGGUCAACUGUUCAGGCAUUGGAAGCAGAGAACUCAUGAGUGAUUUGACAGUAUUCCCUGUGAGAGGUCAAGUGCUCAAAAUGCAGGCCCCCUGGAUUAGUCAUUUCAUUCGAGAUGGGGAUGGGCUGACCUAUAUCUACCCAGGAAUGCAUGAUGUAACACUAGGGGGAACCCGGCAGAAAGAUGACUGGAGGCUAUACCCAGAUCCAGAAAAUAGCAAAGAUAUUCUUGCCAGAUGUUGUGUUCUUGAACCCUCACUUCGUAGAGCCUGGGGCAUGAAGGAGAGAGUUGGUUUGAGGCCAGGAAGGCCAGAAAUGCGACUGCAGAGAGAUAUUCUGUCCCAAGAUGGACAGCAGCUGCCUGUGGUCCAUAACUAUGGUCACAGUGGGGGUGGUUUUUCAGUGCACCGGGGCACCGCUAUUGAGGCAGCUCAGCUGGUGAGAGACUGCAUUGCUGAACUGAAUGGCCUCUCCAGCAAGGCCAAGCUCUAGAAUGCAUCAGUUCACCAAUAAUAUUUAUUGGGUGCCUACUGUGUGCAGAGAGCAAAGCUAAGAUUUUGGGAAGGACAACUGAAACAAAGGUGAAGAAUGCAAAGGUGAAAAUGAUUGUCAGCAACAUAGGUGGAAAAUGAGACUUGCAAAUAGACAUCAGAAGCAAAAUAUUUUAGCCGGGAUAUAAAAUACCCCAACUUUAUUAAUAUCACAGUGAUUGAUAACUCAAAUAACAGGACAUCAGUAGUUUGAGAAAGGGCAAUAAUAAGGUUUUCAGCAAUAAAUACCUCUAGACUGUAAGCUCCUUGGGGUCAGGGAACAUGUCUGUCAAAUCCAUUACACUGUACCCUCCUAAGUGUUUAGUACAGUGCUUUGUACACAGUAAGUGCUCAAUAAAUGCAAUUGUUUGAUAAAUUUGAUUUUUAAAAUAAAAUUUCAUUUUUUCAGGCCCUAGAACAGUAAGCCAAUGAUUACAGCAGCUGCACACUGUAGUGUUUGCUAUAAUUCUGCUGGAAUUUGAAAUCAAUGAAAAACACUGAGUAAGUUAUAUGUACUCAGCCCUGUCUUGCUUGCUUGCUGUCCCCCUCCUUGCCAUUCACCAGCCUGGGCAUACUCUUGGGGUUCAUCCAUGGGGUUGCUCGGCUUUUUGUUUGGAAAAGCAAAGGGAUCAGGAAAGGAGGGACAAGGGUUCGGGUGCCUGUGUGUGUGGGCACAGGUGUGUUCGCAGAUGGACAGGGGCAUGUGUAUUCGUGUGAGUUUAUGGUUCACAGAUGUGUGUGUAUAAGUGGGUUCAUACAUGUUAGCAUGUACUAAUGGAUGUGUGUUUUUGCAGAUCUAGUAGCUUGUUGGCAGAGGAAGAGUGUGUCUCUGUCCCAUGUCUUUCAGAUUCCCUGUUGUACCGUACUCUCCCAAGCACUCAGUACAGUGCUUUGCAUACCAUAAGUGCUCAAUAAAUGCCAUUGACUGAUUGAUGUGGACUGAUUCCAGCUCCUUUUCCUACAGUAAACCUUUAUUGAAUCCCCAA
This is a messenger RNA of Tachyglossus aculeatus (Australian echidna), 3973 nucleotides long. Its product is annotated as solute carrier family 22 member 16-like. NCBI's taxonomy places the organism in Eukaryota, Metazoa, Chordata, Mammalia, Monotremata, Tachyglossidae. Gene Ontology annotation, cellular component: membrane. The record is from RefSeq and is a predicted model, not a curated record. The transcript has 15 exons. The coding region runs from base 16 to 2949 and encodes 977 amino acids. Gene Ontology annotation, molecular function: FAD binding; transmembrane transporter activity; D-amino-acid oxidase activity. Gene Ontology annotation, biological process: transmembrane transport.